Molecule: messenger RNA, 2047 nt
Organism: Rhopilema esculentum
Lineage: Eukaryota; Metazoa; Cnidaria; Scyphozoa; Rhizostomeae; Rhizostomatidae
Product: putative palmitoyltransferase ZDHHC24
Molecular function (GO): palmitoyltransferase activity
Source: RefSeq, a predicted model, not a curated record
GUUGCUUCCAAAGACAGGGUUCCGAUGCGUGCAGUUUUUUAGGCCAGCCAGCCCUGCGUCGCGUCUCGGCUUCUAGCAAUCCUUUUGCAACUGCUGAUUGAAGUCAUGGACUUUGGAGUUGAUCAAAAGCCGCCGUCACCAAAAAGAGUGUGGCCAAAAAAUCUCACUGAUCGAAUUGCAUUUUCCUUCACCCAUAUCGGAUUGACUGGUAUAAUUCUGUUCAACCUUUUUGUCGUUUUGCCGAUUUACCACAAACCGUUUUCAUUUUGGUACAAUUUUCAUUUAUUUAACGGACUUUUCAUCGCUUUUGGGGUGUUCACUAAUCUUUACAUGACUAUACUAACAGACUCGACGGUUAAAAGCUCGGAGAUAAGUUUACCUUCAGUUCUAUUGCCGGGAUGGUAUUACUGUCAUAACUGCCGCAUGAAUGCCCCGCCCAGGAGUCACCACUGCCCCCUUUGUGAUAUCUGUGUCCUUAAACGUGAUCACCAUUGCAUUUUCACUGGAAACUGUGUCGGACACAUAAACCACCGGUAUUUUAUCUGCAUGUCACUAUACUUGUGGUUGGGUGCUUUCUAUACCAUGAUGUUUGACUUUGAAUACUUCUCAUCUGUACUCGGAGGAUUCGGCCCCCAAACGUGGCUGAAGAUGGUUUUUCCCAUGGUAGCUUACCUGCUUGGCUACUGCUCUUUACACCAACUUGGAAUAUUAUUUGUUUGUGGAGUUUGUUGUAUGGCAAUGUUUCUAUUCACUUGCUUGAUGUCUUUCCAAAUAUUCUUCAUAUCACGCGGACAGACACAAUUUGAAUGUAAAAAGAAGAUCAAAGAUUAUCAAAAGAAUUUCAAGCAAAACUGGGUUGAAGUCCUUGGUAAAAGAUGGUAUCUGCCCAUAUUUGGAUAUUUCUUAAAGUCAAGACUACCAGGGGAUGGGACUCAUUUCUCCAAGACAACUGCCUUUGACUCGAAUAAUGACCAUGUGAAAUUCAUGUAGUAAACCUUCUAAGAUAUCUGAUUUGGGAAGAAUGGAUCUAGCAGUGACUUAUGCUUUUGGCAUUUAUCUGACCAAAAAUGCUUGUAAACAUAAUGCCUAGCCUUCUUAGCAAUUGGAAAUAAACUAAAGCCACUUAUUUUUGUUUUGAAAAAGGAAUGGAAUGGACAAUGCUCACACAUUCCAUCUUCUUAAGUAUUAUAUGUAAGGCAUCAUGGUCUGAUUUAUGUGCUAUUAUAUGAUAUUCAAUAAGUAAAACAAAUGUACUUCACCAAUAAUGGAAUCUGCAAUAAAGGCUACAAUUAGUUGCCACAAAAUUGAGUGUUUGCUGGAUUGAAAUUGGUAAGAAGAUUUCAAAUUUUGGUUACUGUAAAUGGUGCAGAAAAGACAUGCAGUAGAAUACUUAGUAUCAUUAAAUUGCAAGGAGAAAGCAAGAGACAAUCUUUGUAAUUAGAAUUGCCAUUAUAAACUGAUGAAUAAUUGCUGUUUAGGAUAACUUGAAAUAUACACUACCCUCCCAAAAGUAUUCAAAUGGAAGCCAAUGUUGCUACUGUGCCAGGUCAAGUUGAUAAAAAAAUUAAAAGUUAAUUGCUUAUAUUUAUAGAAUGACAAUAGGAAUCACUUUAAAAUUGACAAACAAGGUUCUUCGCAAACCCUGCUACAAUUCUUUGGCUCCUAUAAGAAAACUUUUCAUCAUAUGAACGACCUGCCUGCUGUAAAGACUUGAUGACCAUUUACUUAGCUUCAUCCAUAUUUGGGUUUUACCAGUGCCCAAAGAAAAACACUAUUUCCGCUUUUUAGAACAAUUUUCCCAGUAUACUUUAUCCAAACAACAUUUUUCUGGAUUAUAUUUUUAUUUUGCUUAUUUCCUGACGCCAACAUUUUAUUUUCCUGCCAAAAUAUGAUCUUACAUUUCUGCUAACACUUGUAAAAAUUAGGCCCAAAGUUUUGCCAGACCAUCGAAUACUUUUGGGAGGUGUGUGUACAUUCAUGCACUUCUGUUUGUAAAUAUUUAUCAACUUAAGAACAUGUAGAAUAAUAAAACAAAUGCUGGCUCCAA